UCGCUUUAGAUGGUGGAAAGGAGUGAGUGAGUGGUUGCUCCUCUGACUGGGAGGGCUUAGUGGGGACCCCGGUGUCAGAGACUCUGCAGAGAUCACUGCAACUUAUGUCCGGCUCUGCUUUGUCCCUUUCCUGGGAACCAACUGCCUCUAGGAGAUGAGGAAUUUGUGGCCCCAGCAUUGGACUCAGAGGCAGAGGACUGGGUUAUGUGAGCAGCUUGGGGCAGGUGUAAAUUCUGAGGGCAUUAUUUGUGGUCUUCUGGGGUCCUUUUGACUCUGAAAUUUCUCCAGCUCUGUGUUUAGAGAUGCUCCAGGAAGUCACAGCCUUUCAUAGGUGGGAGAACAGAGAAGAAGCUCUAAAGAUAUGGAAGGGCGCUGCAGUCGCUCCUUGCUCUGCUGUCUCGCUUCCCUGCUUCUCCUUGUCCAGCUGUCCACAGAGCAAUUCCAGGUCAUUGGCCCUCGACACCCCAUUUUGGCAGUGCUGGGUGAGGAUGUCAUACUUCCCUGCACCCUAGUUCCAGCCAUGAAUGCAGAGAACAUGGAACUUGGGUGGUUCCGCACCACAUUCUCACAAACAGUGUUCAUCUACUGGAACCAUUGGGAACAGACUGAGGAGCAGAUGGCUGAGUACAGAGGGCGGACUUCAUUGGUGAGGGGCUGCCUUACUGAGGGGCAUGCUGCCAUGCUCCUCCGCCAGGUCCGGGUUUCUGACAAUGGAAUGUACACCUGCUUCUUCAGACAUGGAGGCUUCUAUGAAGAGGCUGAUUUGGAAGUGAAGGUGGCAGGUAUGGGCUCUGACCCCCAAGUGCACAUAGAAGGGCCAGAAGAGGAUGGAGUGUGCUUGGUGUGCAAAGCCCCAGGAUGGUUCCCAAAGCCCCAGGUGCAGUGGAGAGACCUCAGUGAAAACAAGUUCCCAGCGCUUUCUGAAACCCACUCCCAAGACACUGAGGAGCUGUUUAGUGUGGAGGCCACUCUGGUGGUGAGAGACAGUUCUGUGGGGAAUGUGACCUGCUCUGUCCUCAACCCUGUCCUGGGCCAGGAGAAGGCCAUGGCUAUUUACAUCCCAGAGCCCUUCUUCCCUCAGGCUUCUCCCUGGAAGCCAGCAUUUGCUGUGAUCCUGACCAUGCUGGGGCUCCUACUCUUGGGGGCUUGCUAUUUUAUCAGAAAAGCACAUUCCAGAAGGAUGCAGGUGAGGCAGGAAAAGGAGCAUCAGCAGCGGCUUAAGAAGCAGGAACAGCAGGCAAAGGAAGAGGUGCUGAAGACCAUUGAUGAACUCAAGGCAGAUCUCAAUCAGAGGAAAGCUGCUUAUCUCUCUGCCUGGAGGAAGGCCCCCCUGUAUGCAGAUGUGUGUUCUCUCGUAGAUUGGCGGAAGGAACAGUUCCAAGCCUGGUCUGUCACUCUGGAUCCAUUGUCUGCUCAUCACUGGCUUUCUAUCUCUCAUGAAAAGAUGCAUCUGUCCUGGAAGGACCCCAGCCUGUUGUACUGUGAUGAAAAAUGCAGUGUGUUGGGUCUUAAGGGCAUCACAUCAGGAAGAUGGUUCUGGGAAGUGGAGAUAGAGAAUGAACUCUUCAGCAAAUGGACUCUGGGAGUCUGCAGGAAAGAUGUGAGGAGAACAGGCAACUACCUGGAAUUAUCACAAAGGGGGUUUUGGGUCAUGGGGAAAGGUAACAAUAAGUAUUUUGCCCAAACUGAUCCUGAGACUUGUUUAUCUCCUAGGCAGGAUCCCUGCAGGGUGGGGGUUUUCCUGGACUACAGUGAAGGGGAUGUCUCCUUCUAUAACAUGAUUGAUGGGUCCCACAUUUUUUCUUUCCCUCCCAUCUCCUUCUCUGGAGCUCUCUUUCCAUACUUCAUGCUUAGGUAUGGAGGUGUGUCCAUGACCAUCUGCUCCAUGGCAAGUGGGUCUGAGGGGCUCCCUGUACCCCUUAACAAUUUUUCCCCUUUGGAGGAAAUCCUGAGUACCCCAAUGGAGGGGUUCAGCUCAGGUUGUGGUGUUAAUUGUGCUCCCCCAGAGGCUGAAUCUCUGUUACUUCCCUAACACUUCCAGGUUUUGUCCACAUAGAGUGCCUUGCUGUCUGUGAUCCCUCACUGUGGCUCUUCCUGGGGCGACAGACUCCUGGUCGCAAAAGCUCAUGAGAUGAGACUUGGACUGUUCAGUGGGCUUGUCCUUCUGCUUUCUGUUCAGACUUCACAUGUGUGGUUAUGAGAGUUCAGUUCAUAUCUUAUAUUCAGAUAGCAGAAGAUAAAAUUUGGCUGUUUUGUAACUGGUUUAGAGAAUAUGCAAUUUAACUGAGGAGCCCUAUUUUUUGGUAUUAAAAGUUAUUUCAAGCAGCUGUGGCAGUACAUACCUGUAAUCCCAUCUACUGGGGAGGUUAAGGCACGAGGAUCAAUUUAUCCCAAAAGUUUGAGACCAGCUGGGGAACAUAGUGGUACCCUGUUUCCAAAAACAAAACAAAACAAAACAAAUUCAAACAGAGGGGAGAUCAUGUUACUGCACUUGCAAGUGUGUAGAGGAACUUUGAGGUUGAGAAUGAUCCCCAGUUCUAUUUUUGCAGAUUUAGACUAUCAGAUGACAGUCAUUAUCUAAAAAUUUCCAGGGAAAUUGAUAGGUAUGUUAGUCACCUUUUUGUCUCUGUGACAAAAUACUGAGAAAAUCAACCUAAAGGAGGACAGAUUUAUUUUCCUCACAGUUUUAGAGGUUUCAGUCCAUAGUCACCUGGCUCCAUUGUUUUUGAGGGAGAAUGUCAUUUCAUGACAGGGAGCAGGUGGUGGAGCAAGUGGCUCACCUCACAGCAGGCAGGAAGCAAGAAAGGAAGACAGAGGGAAAGGGGGGUGGAGGGAGGCAGGAAGGGAGGUAGGGAGGGAGAGAUAGAUAGAUAGAUAGAUAGAUAGAUAGAUAGAUAGAUAAGGGGCCAAGACAUAGUCUUCAAGGACACAUCCAAGUUAUCUACUUCCUUCCUGUUUCCUAGUCCCCACCUACUGAGGUUCCUACCACUUCCCCAAAAGGCCACCAGCUGGGGACUAAGAUUUUAACAUGUGAGCCUUUGGAGGAUAUUUCAGUUCUAAAGUACAAUAAAUGAUGGAGUUUUAAGAGAAGAAAGAGUACAACAUUCUAUGUUAUCUGCUUCCUAUUCUGGGAUGAAUGGAAUAUACCCAUUUUUCCAUAAUUCAAUAGCUUUCUGGACACAAUACCUUUAUUUAGUUAUUUUUUAAUGUGGUACUGAGGAUCAAAGCCAGUUCCUCAUACUUGCUCCAACAGUGAGCUACAGAUGAGACCAGUUGUUCUGACUUGGGGAGAGACAAUAAAGUUUGGGAAUUGGAAGAUAGAAAGUACAUAUAAUUACACUGUCCAUCUAUAAACAAGGAUUGUAAUAGCUUUGUAUAUUUUCUCUUUGCUUGGGGUGUAUAUGUGUGUAUUUUUAUGUAUUGACCAUUUGCUUCCUCUCUCUUCUUAUAUUCAUAAUUUUAUAUACAAAUUGUUAUCUUUAGGUAACAGUAUAGUCAAUGGGACUGAGUGAAUUUGAAGAGUAAAUACUAUAGCAGUGUAGUGUACAGUGACUGGGAGUGCUUCUUAUGUUGGGGAACAGAUGAAAACCUCUUCAUUUUCAGGGGCUUUGUCAUGAUAGAUUUGUUGUUUUAUGGAAGUUCAAAUGGUUGUAAAAUGGUGUAACAUGUAUGCAUACAUAAAGUAUAAAGUCAAAGGUG
Marmota monax (woodchuck) is the source of this 3699-nucleotide messenger RNA. Its product is annotated as butyrophilin subfamily 1 member A1. The transcript has 10 exons. Gene Ontology annotation, biological process: T cell receptor signaling pathway; regulation of cytokine production. Gene Ontology annotation, molecular function: signaling receptor binding. The record is from RefSeq and is a predicted model, not a curated record. Lineage: Eukaryota; Metazoa; Chordata; Mammalia; Rodentia; Sciuridae. Bases 362 to 2032 code for a protein of 556 amino acids. Gene Ontology annotation, cellular component: external side of plasma membrane.